GUAGUAUUUUUAUAUAUCUGUGGAUAGCGUAAUGAUUCCUGAAACCGAUAAGCAAUCAAAUCGGUUGUAAGAUAAAAUAAAUAAUUGUCGAGUGUCGACAAUAUUGUUUGAAAAUGGAAUGUAAUCAAUAAUUAUUAUUAAUUUCUAUCUGUCGAGUGUCGGUUCUUGCAAACCGACAAUUUUUUAUUAACUAUUUGUAUCUUGUCAUACACUCAUACCUUGUCUAAAAUGUCUCAUCAGCAACAGCAACAACAGCAAUUCCAGAGCAUACCACUGGAUAGCGUCGAAUCGCAAUGGGAAAUAUUAUUUAAUCGUUUUGACAGAAAUCGUGAUGGUAAAAUAUCUAUCAUUGAGUUACAUAAUGCCUUGAAACAUGGAGCUGGUGACCAAUACAAUAUACCUCCUAAAAUAUUGGCAAUAAUUGCACAAAAAGCUGAUCACGACCAAGAUGGUUAUAUUAACUUUAGAGAAUUUUUACAUUUAAUGGAAGAAGAACCAAUAGCUAAAAGUUUGACGACAAAUUUGUUUAACAAAUAUAUCCAUUAUACAAUUGUACCAAGAGAACCUCCUAGAUUACGUACAGGAGGGUUGGAUCGUACUGAUGGCGAUUAUGAAGAUGAAUACUCUUGCAAUCCACCAGCAUUAUGCAUGAUUAUUGUUAGUCUGAUUGAAGUAAUAUUUUUCUCUUGGGAUGUUAUAAAAUUGAAAACAACAGAGUCAAUCCAAGGUCCUAUGGCUUCAAUGUUUAUUUACAAUCCUCACCGUAGACGUGAAGCCUGGAGGUUUCUGACCUAUAUGUUUGUACAUGUUGGACGGACUCAUUUAAUAGUAAACUUAAUUGUUCAGCUAUUACUUGGAGUACCAUUGGAGAUGGUCCAUCGUGGUUGGAGAGUAGUGUUAAUUUAUUUAUCUGGAGUUUUAGCUGGUUCAUUAGCUACGUCAGUAACUGAUCCUUCAGUUUAUUUAGCUGGUGCUUCUGGAGGUGUUUAUGCUUUGAUCACAGCACAUGUAGCUACUAUAAUUAUAAACUGGUCUGAAAUGGAAUUUGCUAUUUAUCAACUCUUGGUAUUUACUUUUCUGAUUUUCUUUGAUUUUGGGUCAUCUAUUUAUAACCGCUAUUUUGUUGAUGUGGACAAUCAGAUUGGUUAUACUGCACACUUGGCUGGUGCUAUUGCUGGUUUACUUGUUGGAGUGUACACUCUACGAAAUCUUAAUGUUCGUCCAUGGGAAAAAAAAUUAUGUUGGUCAUGUUUUGUUAUUUAUGUGUUGUUGAUAGGCUCAGGUGUGAUGUGGAAUAUAAUAUUUCCUGAAUAUUUUUCAAAAGAACACUAUUAAAAGUUAAAAUUAUAUUAGUAUCAUAUUUUUGAAUGCUUCUAUUGCACAAAUAUUAAAAAAAAAAAAACAAUUUAUAUUUUUAUAAAAAUAAAACUGAACUGUUCGUUUAUUUUUGUAUUAAAUAUCAAUACUUUAUAUAAUAGAUCCUAUUUCACAAAAGUUAUGAGUUUUGUUGCUUUAUAUUGUGAGAUUAAUUUAUUAGUCAAUUAUAUAAUAUUAAGUUAAUGUGUGUUAUAUCAAUUUGUAUUAUAUUUUUUUAUAAUAAUUUUUUUUAAACUUACAUUGAUACUCAUUUUUUGUAUUACAAAAUUACACAAAUUUUAUUAUGUACAAAUUUAGUAUUUUUAUACAAAAUAUAUUUUAUACUUUCAUUUAAUUUAAUCAUUUUUUUUUAAAUUUUUUUUUAUUUUUUUUAUUGCUUAGUUUAUAAGUAGAUUUAACUUGAAAAACAAUCAUUAUGUGAAAUUACUCAUACAUAAAACAACAUUAUUUUUAUGUGUAUGAAGAAAAAAAUUUUUUGGAGCUAAUUCAAAAUCAGAAUAGUAAAUCAUUUUUUGAAGUCAACGAAUCUUUGAUAGGUCACUAUAAAAUCAAAUUUAGUUUUAUUAAAAAAUUAUUUACUUAUAUUUGAUAAGUUCAAUUAUACCUAACUAAAACUACAUUUUGAUUAUAUUUUUAAUUUUUAUUAUUUUUUUUUUUUUAACCGACAAUAUGACUCGGUAAUUCAAUGCUAGUAGUUUUUAAUUAAGAUUAACUAUUAAGUAUCAUUAUUGGGCAUUGCUUAUUGGUAUUUAUUACAGUUCAAUAUUAUCAAUGCUUAAAAAUAGUUAUUACGUAAGAGCACUAUAUUUGUACCAUUUGUUGCAUAAUAAAUAUUUUUUUAUAAUUAUAA
Aphis gossypii (cotton aphid) is the source of this 2227-nucleotide messenger RNA. It is a transcript of the gene rho-4, whose product is annotated as rhomboid-related protein 1. NCBI's taxonomy places the organism in Eukaryota, Metazoa, Arthropoda, Insecta, Hemiptera, Aphididae. Gene Ontology annotation, cellular component: membrane. The coding region runs from base 229 to 1335 and encodes 368 amino acids. The transcript is spliced from 8 exons. The record is from RefSeq and is a predicted model, not a curated record. Gene Ontology annotation, molecular function: serine-type endopeptidase activity; calcium ion binding.